UCAUCAAGGAAGAAGAAAGACCCGUCCCACACAAGAAGACUUCUACCGUUACAAGAAUACCAAAACAGAAUAAAAGUCAUGCUGUCUGAGGUGCUCCAGGUCCUGCGGGGAGCAGAAAAAGUGGGGUCUGCCAUGUUCACCACCCAGGGGGAACAACUCCGAUUACUGGCCUGCAACUCCUCUGCCUGUGCAAUAAUCAAAGCUGCUCAGGAGUCAGCUGAAACAGUGAUGGGAACAUUUAAAAUGGACAGCAGUGCGUCAAUAAAAGAGGAUGAGUUUCCGCAUGCUGAAGGCUGGGAGGAUAUGGACUUUGAUGAAACCAAAAAUUUUGAAGUUGGUUCUGACUUUCCCUCAGAAGGUGCAGAGCAAAGUCAGACAGAAGCUACAGCGGACAUGCCAACAGGAGGGCAUUACACACCAGGAACAUCGCCAGCAGGGUCAGGCUGGCCAGGACAAAACACUCGCUUCCUCCACAUGACCGCCACCACCCAUCAGCACUACCAGACCAGGUUCGUUCACGACACAGUGGUGGCCAGACUCACACCUGAUGACAUCAAGAAGGCCAGGGAGGCCAAGCAGGAACUGAUCAAACCUGUCAGACAGAAGCUGAGUGAUCGAGCCAAAGAAAGGAAAGUUCCUGCCACAAGAAUCAGCAGGAUGGCUAAUUUUGGUGGGCUGGCUAUAGGACUGGGGCUUGGUGCCAUUGCAGAAGUGGCUAAACAGUCACUGGGAAGCAAACAAAAAGGAGACAUGAGAGCCCUGUUAGACUCUCCUCUCCUGUCAGAGGCCAAUGCUGAGAGAAUAGUCAGCACACUAUGUAAGGUCCGUGGGGCUGCACUGAAGAUCGGACAGAUGCUCAGCAUACAAGAUAACACUUUCAUCAACCCCCAUCUGCAAAAAAUCUUUGAGAGAGUCCGUCAGAGUGCAGACUUCAUGCCCACAUGGCAGAUGAAUAAAGUUCUUGAGGAGGAACUGGGCUCUGGCUGGCGAGAUAAUCUAUUGUCUUUUGAAGAAAAACCAUUUGCUGCAGCAUCUAUUGGCCAGGUGCAUUAUGGGGUCUUAAAAGACGGCAGAGAAAUUGCCAUGAAAAUACAGUACCCCGGUGUGGCAGAGAGCAUCCACAGUGACAUUAACAACCUGAUGUCAUUACUGAAAAUGGCUGCGGUCCUGCCAGAAGGUCUGUUUGUCGACAGUUCAUUAGAGGUUCUUCAGAGGGAGCUGGUGUGGGAGUGUGACUAUAAGAGGGAAGCAGAGUGUGCCAAGAAAUUCAGGUCACUGCUGGAGGGUGAUGACUUUUUUCAGGUGCCUGAGGUGGUUGAUGAGCUGUCAGGGACCAGGGUACUGGCCAUGGACCUUGUACAGGGAGUUCCACUGGAUCGCUGCGUGGACUUGGACCAGGAGACCCGGAACCAGAUCUGCUUAAAGAUCCUCCAGCUGUGUCUGAGGGAGGUGUUUGAAUUCAGGUUCAUGCAGACGGAUCCCAACUGGGCCAAUUUUUUCUACAAUGUCGACACUAACAAGGUUGCCUUGUUGGACUUUGGAGCUUGCAGAGAUUACCCAGAACCAUUCAUACAUGACUACAUACAGAUUGUGCACGCAGCAUCUGUGGGUGAUCGAGCUACUGUUCUAUCUAAAUCUAAGGACUUAAAAUUCCUGACGGGUUUCGAGGCCAAGGCCUUCCAGGAAGCCCAUGUGGAGGCGGUGAUGAUCCUCGGUGAAGCGUUUGCAUCCACAGAACCCUUUGACUUCGGCACACAAAGCACCACCCAGCGCAUCCACAGCCUCAUUCCGGUCAUGAUGCGCCACCGCCUCACUCCCCCGCCCGAGGAAACGUACUCUCUCCAUCGCAAGAUGGCCGGCUCCUUCCUCAUCUGCUCCAAGCUGAAGGCACGGAUACAGUGCCGAGACAUGUUCCUGGACAUCUAUAACGCCUACAACAGGAGGCGGGCAGAGCCCUUAGCACAGGCGCGUGCUUAG
Molecule: messenger RNA, 1977 nt
Organism: Thalassophryne amazonica
Lineage: Eukaryota; Metazoa; Chordata; Actinopteri; Batrachoidiformes; Batrachoididae
Gene: coq8b
Product: coenzyme Q8B
Exons: 16
Coding region: 79-1977 (632 amino acids)
Biological process (GO): ubiquinone biosynthetic process
Cellular component (GO): extrinsic component of mitochondrial inner membrane
Molecular function (GO): kinase activity
Source: RefSeq, a predicted model, not a curated record